AUGGCAGACUUCAAAUUCAGAGGAGACCACGCAGCCAACAAGAAGUUGGUCUGCUCGAUUUCCCGCCUGCUUAAUGCCCAUGGAAUUCCAAAUCUCCUCUGGGGUGAUCUCGUCUUCAAUCUCUACGGAGUGCCUCUCCACGUCUCAGACUUCAGUUUCGUCAUCCCCGACACCGUAAUCGAUGAAGCGCGCAAUGUCCUAGAAACAGCCAAGUUCCCUCUCUGCCAUCUAGGCGAGAUAUGCCCCGCCAUCCAGCCAAACUGCCCCGCUCCACCCCCGUACGCCCACUUCAACAUCAAGCAAAAAGGCGACCCAAGAAAGUGGUUCAGAAUAGAACUCCACCGAAAGUCCGAUCUGCUCUGGACGGCCCCAGAAAUCCCGGCUGGCAAGCCCGACGCUAACGAUCCGCACUACAUGCUUGCCAACGAUGCCAGGCUGCCAGAGCCAUCGCCGCGGGAGCGUCUCGGCCGGAUGGACCCUACCGACUACGCUGUCAAGAUACCGACGCCGAACCAGUACGCGGAGGCGCUGGCGAUGCUGUACUACCGCGAUGGACUUCCUGGGCCGACCAUCCGAGGAGAGUACUGGUUGGAUCUGCAGAGUGAGCUGGUCCAGACGGAGCUGGUCCAGACGGAGCUGGUACAGCUGGAUGAGCUCCCUCCGUGCAUUAAGCGGCACUAUGAUCUAGUGGGUAAGGCGGAUAUGAAGGAGGUGCACGAGUACAGCGAGGAAGUGAUGGGGCAGAUGAGGGAGGAAUUCGAGAUUCCUGUCCAUCUGCCGUCGCUUAAUGCGGAUGAGCUUGAGCCGGCGGCGGUGGUGGACGAGUUUCUUUGA
Messenger RNA from Aspergillus pseudoviridinutans, 834 nucleotides. RefSeq lists its product as uncharacterized. NCBI's taxonomy places the organism in Eukaryota, Fungi, Ascomycota, Eurotiomycetes, Eurotiales, Aspergillaceae. The coding region runs from base 1 to 834 and encodes 277 amino acids. The record is from RefSeq and is a predicted model, not a curated record. The transcript has 2 exons.